CUGUUACUCUUCUCUGUCAGAAAGGAACCGCUAGGGUUUCCAUAAACUGAAAAGAAUACUGAAAUAUGAAGUUCGCAGUGAAAGCAUGGAGCAACGGAAGAGCACGGGCAGGGGUCCUCCAACUGAGCAGCUGCCCGAACCCAAUAGAGACACCUGCCCUUCUUCUCACCACAAGAAAGGGUCUGCCCGUAUUCAUUGCUCCUAAUCUCCUUCAGUUCCUCUCUUCUCCUGAUUCUCAUCUCCUCCAAACAAGCCCUCUCCAUUUCUUAGAGUGCCCUUCAUCAAAAACAAUUUCAAAUAUUGGGGGAUUGCACCAGAUGGUAAGAUUGACUGAGUAUGGCUUUGUAGCUGCCCCUAGGGAUUCUAUUUUAUGCCUACCAGACUGUGAUGGAACUAACAAAAUUGGAGCUUCUUUUGAGACACCUUGUGGUCGCCGAUUGAUAAAGCCAAAAGAAUACAUGGAACUGAUUUCUUCGCUGGAACCAAAUAUAUGGGCUAGUUUGGCAGAUGAGGUGCCUGCAUGGGUUUCUGAAAAGAGGAACAAGACUUCGGUGGAUAGAACUGUACGUUGGCUUGAUGACUGUAUUGCCUUAAACCUGACAAAUCGAGGAGCAAUUUUUGGGGCUAUUGUUGGAGGUUCCAGUGUAGAAGAACGUCGUUGUUGUGCUCAAGAAGUAGUGAGGCGAAAUGUAUCAGGUUUCUGGAUUGGUGGUUUUGGGCUUGGAGAGAGUAUGGAUGAACGCUCUGCUCUCCUUAAUGCUGUUACUGAUGUCUUACCUGAUGAAAGGCCACGCCAAGUUUGUGGGCUUGGACUUCCAGAGGAGAUCUUGCAGGGAGUUGCUGCGGGGAUUGAUCUCUUUGACUCGACGUACAUUUACCAUCUUACACUUGGAGGAUUUGCACUCACCUUUCAUCUGGAUGGAACUGACAGUCAUGUUUCUGGUUCACAGUUCAGUGAUAUAGGCAGUGACCACACAAAGAUAAAUCUACGAGCAACAAUUUACAGGAAAGAUACAUCUCCAAUUGUUGAAGGUUGUAGCUGCUACACAUGUCAGAAUCACACCAAAGCCUAUGUCAACCACCUGCUGAAUGUUCAUGAAAUGCUGGCUCAGAUUCUUCUAGAAAUACAUAACACUCAUCAUUAUCUGGGAUUCUUCCGGUUGAUAAGGGACGCAAUCAAGGAGGGUGAGUUUGAUCUAUUCCGGCAAAGGUUUAUAGAGAGUAGGCGAGACCAUCUAGUGGUAGCUUCUGUAUUCUCGUGAUCAAAGCUGUUCUUCACAUAAGCGUUCGAGAUGGCGUCUUGUGUUUGCAAAAUGCAGAGGAGCAUGGAUGUGGUGCAAUCAAACUGUCUGCAGUUAA
Molecule: messenger RNA, 1359 nt
Organism: Telopea speciosissima
Lineage: Eukaryota; Viridiplantae; Streptophyta; Magnoliopsida; Proteales; Proteaceae
Product: queuine tRNA-ribosyltransferase accessory subunit 2-like
Exons: 10
Coding region: 66-1262 (398 amino acids)
Molecular function (GO): tRNA-guanosine(34) queuine transglycosylase activity
Source: RefSeq, a predicted model, not a curated record